Molecule: messenger RNA, 1497 nt
Organism: Lacerta agilis (Sand lizard)
Lineage: Eukaryota; Metazoa; Chordata; Lepidosauria; Squamata; Lacertidae
Product: zinc finger protein 501-like
Exons: 2
Coding region: 26-1423 (465 amino acids)
Biological process (GO): regulation of transcription by RNA polymerase II
Cellular component (GO): nucleus
Molecular function (GO): DNA-binding transcription activator activity, RNA polymerase II-specific; RNA polymerase II cis-regulatory region sequence-specific DNA binding
Source: RefSeq, a predicted model, not a curated record
UUUCCGAAGGAAGCGGCGGGCAGCGAUGGUGGAGGCGGUGGCGAGAGAAACAGGCCUACUACUACGGUAUCCAUCGGGGCCCUUCCCUUCUCCCGCCCGCCCCGCCUCUGAUCCCAGAAGAUCGACGGGAGCUAGACUCCUGCAGGGGAGGGAUCUUGGGGACGCCUGCACGGAAAGGGACGCCAAGCUGCCGCGAGCAAAGCAAGGGCCCGGAUCCCGCGUUGCAAAGCCCGAGCCCGACCGAGCUAUUGAUGAGAUGUUGACCCAGCACAAAGAGGAGAAAACCAACCAGGAGAGUCUCUUGGAGGAGGGCAGCACUAGGAGCCCUCCUCACUUGGAGGCCUUUCUGGAAAUGCACGAAACUGAGGUGCCGGAAGAACAAGUUCUCAAGAAGAAACAUACGUGUCCCGAUUGUGGGAAGAACUUUUGCCGGCGUUCGGACCUCGUCCGGCACCAGAAACUCCAUACGGGAGACAGACCGUUUAUCUGCUCUAAGUGCGGGAAAGGCUUUGUUCAGAGUACCCACCUCAUCGCGCACCAGAAAAGCCACGCGAGAGAGAAGCCCUUUCUCUGCCCUCACUGCGGAAGGAGCUUCAACCAGAUCCUGAACUUCAACAGACACCAGAGGACUCACUUGAAGGAGCCGCCUUUCCAAUGCUGCGACUGCGGGAAGACCUUCAGUCGCAGCUCGAACCUUAUAAUGCACCAGAGGGCGCACACAGGGGAGAGGCCCUAUAAAUGCUUCGACUGUGGGAACAGCUUCAGCAGGAGCUCAACUCUCGUUACCCACCAGAGAAUCCACACUGGCGAGAAACCCUAUAAAUGCCAGGACUGCUGGAAAAGCUUUGGCAGGCGGUCAACCCUCGUGAUGCACCAGAGAAUCCACACGGGGGAGAAGCCUUACCAAUGUCCCGACUGCCCGGAAAGCUUCAGUGUUAAAUCGGGUCUUCUAAGUCAUCAGAGAAUCCACAUGACCGAGAAACCCUACAUUUGCCUGGAGUGCGGCAAAAAUUUCUGCCGGAGCGCGGACCUCAUUAUCCACCAGAGAAUCCACACGGGAGAAAAGCCCUACAAAUGCAACGACUGCGGCAAGAAGUUCAAUACAAACUCGCACCUUGUCACUCACCUGAGGAUUCACACAGGGGAAAAACCUUAUAAGUGCCCCGAGUGCGGGAAAGGCUUCUCUUACAGCUCGGUUCUUGUGGGCCACCAGAGGCUGCACACAGGAGAAAAGCCGUACGCGUGUCUCGAGUGCGGGAAAACCUUUCGUAACAAUUCGCACCUCAUCACGCACCAGAGAGUGCACACGGGAGAGAAGCCUUACGAAUGCGCCGAGUGCGGGAGGAGUUUCAGUGUCAGUUCAAACCUUAGGAAGCACCGGAAAAUCCACGAAAGGGAGACAUCUUUCAAAGAUUCUGAGUAGCAAUCUUAGCUGAUGGAAGUCCCAGUUAGGCGCUAGCAAAGCUUGUAAACAGAAAUCGCUGCCUGAGGAAAAAA